Messenger RNA from Labeo rohita (rohu), 7199 nucleotides. RefSeq names its product translocated promoter region a, nuclear basket protein (gene tpra). The coding region runs from base 63 to 7115 and encodes 2350 amino acids. The transcript is spliced from 50 exons. Gene Ontology annotation, biological process: mRNA export from nucleus; protein import into nucleus. The record is from RefSeq and is a predicted model, not a curated record. Gene Ontology annotation, molecular function: structural constituent of nuclear pore. NCBI's taxonomy places the organism in Eukaryota, Metazoa, Chordata, Actinopteri, Cypriniformes, Cyprinidae. Gene Ontology annotation, cellular component: nuclear pore.
CGCUCAAAUAUGACGUAAGGUCAGCUAGCCGCUAAUGCUAACUCUCGCAGUGUGCCGGAGUGAUGGCGGCACUUCUUCAGCAAGCGCUGGAAAGAACCGAGAUAAACAAACUGCCGAAAGCAAUCCAGAACAAGCUCGAGAAAGUUCUGUCAGAGCAGCAGACGGAAAUAGACGCAGUGAAAUCACAACACGAGCGAUAUAAAGCAGACUGCGAGCAACAGUACUUUAAUCUUGAGAAGAAGCUAGCUGAGAGUCAGGAGCAGUUCUUGUCCCAAAGUAAAGAAUAUCACAGUAUUAAGGAAGAGAACGGCCGCCUUGCCGAGGAACUUAAGAAGCUGAAAGAUUUAGAGGAAGAGCAGGGGACAACGCAAGAGAGUAAGCCGCCAAAAGCCAAAUAUGAAAUCGAAGCAGAAAACAGAGAGCUCUCGCGGUUGCUUGAGAAGAAAUCUCAAGAAGUGGAAAACCUCAGCGAGGAUCUUAAACGUCUCAAUGACAAACUCGUGGAGACCAACACAAUCAAGAUGGAGCUCCAGCUUAAAUUAGAUGAACUUCAGUCAUCUGAGGUUUCCAUUCAGUAUCGAGAGAAGCGCAUGGAACAAGAAAAGGAGCUUCUUCAGAACCAGAACACAUGGUUGAAUGCAGAGCUGAAGAGUAAGACGGAUGAGCUGUACACAGUAUCCAGAGACAAAGGCAAAGAGAUCCUGGAGCUCAAGUGCUCUUUAGAGAGCAAGAAGGAAGAGGUGACCAGACUUCAGGACCAAGUGAACACGCUCAAGAAAAACAAUGACAACAUGCAGAAGAGUACUGAGGAUCUGAUGAACAAGCUCAAAGAGGCUAAAGAACAACGGGCCUCCAUGGAGGAAAAGUAUCGCAAUGAGCUGAAUGCUAACCUCAAACUCUGUAAUUUGUACAAGGAUGCAGCAGCAGACUCUGAAGCCAAGAACACUGAACUGAACAGAGCUGUAGAAGAACUCAACAAACUGUUGAAGGAGGCUAUGGAAGCCAAUAAAGGCACAGAGAAGAAGCUGUCAGAGCUGCAGAGUGUGAGGGAGAAAGCAGAGUCUGAUCUACACGAGAAGGUCAGGCAUCUGGAGAAAGAGCUGGAGAACUCCAACACACGGCUUGCAGACUUUAAGAGGAGAGGCGUUCCAGCUCUCACAGAAGAGGAGCUGACAAACCUCUCCCCAACUGCGGCUGCAGUGGCCAAGAUUGUUAAACCGGGCAUGAAGCUAAUGGAGCUGUAUAAUGCCUUUGUGGAGGCACAAGACCAGCUGCACCUUGAGAAACUGGAGAACAAGCGUGUGCACAAGGUUCUGGAUGAGAUCGUUCUGGAGGUGGAGACCAAAGCUCCCAUUCUGAAACGCCAAAGGGAAGAAUAUGAAAACAUGCAAAAGUCCAUGACCAGCCUCUGUGCCAAGCUGGAGCAAGCUAUGAAGGAAGUCCAUCGGUUGCAGAAGGAGACAGAUGAAGCCAAUAAGAGAGCUUUAGGCCUAGAGAGAGAUAAGCAGAGAUCAGAGCGACAGCUAUCAGACAUGUCUGAGCAGGUACGUGUGCUGCUGGUGGAGGUGGAGGAGGCACGUGGUAAUCAGGUGGUGCGUGAGGACGUGAGCUCAGCUGUGAGCAGCAGCUCUGAGGUCCAAGGCUCACGGCAAGUGGCUUUCCGCAGCGUCAAAGAGCUUCAGCAGCAGAACCAGAACCUGCUGGCCCAGAUCAGAGACUUGGAGGAGCAGAGAGAGAGGGACCAGAACCAGGCUAAAACUGCUAGGCAAAUAGAGUUGGAACAGAGUCUAGAGAAGGUUCAGAAGGAGCUGGAGCAGAUCAAGGAACAGCUAAACCACCAUAAACAGCUGGCUGACUCUGCCAGCCGGCAACGAGACAUGUACCGUAUCCUGUUGCAGACGGCCGGAGUCGAGCUUCCACCACAGAGUUCAGAGACUGUGUCUCAAUCCACCACUCCCAGCAGGCCAGGACCUAUGGCCACCAGAUCUACACCUCUGAGGGCUGGAGCUGCAGAAUCUCUCCAGGCGACUCAGGCUAAAGCAGCACUUAAACAGCUUAAUGAUGCCUUUACAACUUAUAAAAAGGAGAAGGCAGAAAACGACAAGCUUUUGAAUGAACAGAUUGAGAGACUUCGUGGUCAAGUGUCUGAUCUGCACUCGCAAAAAGCAAAACUUUCCACUCAGCUGGAGUUCGCCUUCAAACGUUAUGAGAUGCUUCAGGAAAAUGUGAAUGGCUUUCGACGAGAGAUUGAAACCCUCCGUGACAAGAAUCAAAAGAUGACUGCCACUCAUCAGAGACAUGAGCAAAUCAUUCACACAAUGACUCAAGAUCUAAGAGAGGCCAAUGAGAAACUAGCCAUGGCUGAGGUGCGCCUUGAGAACAUCCGUAAGGAACGAGACAUUCUAAAACAGGUGGAGAACAGACUGGCUCAGGAGAAAGAGUCUGUCUUGACUGAGCAGCGAGGCCAGAAUCUCUUGCUUACCAACCUCAAAUCCAUUCAGCUUACCAUGGAGCGCUCUGAGACAGAGACCAAGCAGCGCUACAAUAACCAGAUUCAACGUCUGGAGAAAGAGAUUGUGCAGCUUAAGAAGAAGCUGGAACAGGAAGUGGAACAGAGACAUGCAUUGGAACGCAACCAAGAUACUCAGCUGCUGGAAGCUAAGAAGCAGUUGGAGACACAGACAGCACUACAUCAGAAGACUAAAGAGCUGCUAAGAACUGCUGAACAGCAGGUCACCUCCAUGAGACAGCAACUGAACAACAACGAGAACCAGAGCACAGUGCCUAAGCAGCCUGUCAGGACAUUACCCAGAGCUCCUGGUGUUUCUCAACAAGAAGUGGAUGAGCUCCGUGCACGUCUACAGCAGGCUGAGGAACAGAACUCAGAUCUAAAGGAGCGUUUGAAGAACACCACCACCAAUGUAGAGCAGUACAGGUCCAUGGUACUCAGCUUGGAGGAGUCUGUAAACAAAGAGAAGCAGUUGGCUGAGCAGGCACGGACCUCCACUGAGAGCCAACUGAAGACAGCACGGGAGUUGAACCAGCAGCUGGAAGCCCGGCUGGUGGAAGCAGAAAAGGAAAAGCUGGAGCUCCAGGAGGAGAAGAUGAAAGCUGUGGAGAGCAUUGAAGAACGGGUGAAGGAGCUGAAAAGGAGCAUGACAGACAUGCAGACAGAGCUGCAGGAUGCCCUCCAGAGAGCUGUGGAAGCGGUGGCCCAGGAGCAGAGAGCUACACAAGACAGCAAACUACAGGGUAAGCUGGCUGCAGAGGCUCAGAACAAAUACGAGCGAGAGCUCAUGCUGCAUGCUGCAGAUGUGGAAGCCCUUCAGGCCGCCAAGAAACAGGGACAGCAGUCAGCACAGACCAUGAAGCAGCUUGAGGAGAAGGCUCAGAAAGCAGCAUCUGAGCUGCGUCAGGGCCGCAUGGACUGGGAACAGCAAGAAAAGAGACUGAAGGAAGAUCUUUCUAAAGAGCAGAAGAGAACUGAGGAGCUGCAGAAGCAGAACACCAUGCUCCAUGAGCAGAUGGAGAACCUGAGCAGCAAGAUAACCACCUCCACCCAGCAGCAGACUGCUGGAGAGAGCAGUCUGAACAUCUCUCUGAACGAGGAGGGCAAAUCUCAUGAGCAGAUUCUGGACAUUCUUAGGUUUGUACGGCGAGAGAAGGAGAUAGCUGAGACUCGCCUAGAAGUGGCGGAGGUUGAGACUCUGCGCUAUAAGCAGCGCAUGGAGUACCUGGAGGGAGAGCUAAAGGAACUACAGGACAGCCUGAAUGCAGAAAGAGAAAAGCUACAGGUUACAACGAAGACCUUGGCACAGCAGGAAGACAUGAUGAAGCGAAUGGAGAGCAUGAGUGCUCUGACUGAGACCAACAAGAUGCUAAAGAAUGAGAAGAACAGACUGGAGCAUGAACUACAACAGACUCAAGCAAAGAUGCGUAAGCUGGAAGCAGACAUCAAGCCCCUGCAGGACGCCAAUGGUGAGCUUAGUGAGAAGAGUGGCAUGUUACAGGCUGAGAAAAGGCUCCUGGAGGAGGACGUCAAGCGCUUGAAAACUCGCAUACAGCAACUUCUUAGUCAGCAGAAGGACAGCGAUCAGGAGGAAAGUAAGAAGCUUCAUUCUGAGAGGGAAGCCCAUAUCAAACGCAUCCAGCAGCUCAUAGAGGAGACGGGGAAACUCAAGAAUGAGGUGGCCAGGAGCCAAGCUUCAAUCACCACAGCUCAAAGCCAGGUGCAGAACCUGCAGGAUAGCCUAGGGAAGGUCACCACUGAAAGAGACAAUCUGAAGAAGGAGCUGGAGGCAAAGACCAUGGACAUCCAGGAGAAACUCAAAACCAUCACACAGGUCAAGAAGAUCGGCCGUCGCUACAAAACCCAGUAUGAAGAGCUCAAAGAACAGCAUGAUAAGAUGGUGGCAGAGGCGGCUUCUAAGCCAGCACAGGAGCAGGAAGACCGUCAGGCUUCAGUGCAGGAGAUUCAAAACCUGAAGAGCUCACUGAGUCAGACACAGAACAGAACCUCAGAACUGGAAACUCAGCUGGACAGCAUACAGAAGACGGUGCAGGAGCGUGAAGCCGAGGUGAAGAACCUGCAGGAGCAGCUGGCACAGUUGCAGCCAGAGCUCAGCCGACUGAGAGCAGAGCUACAGGAGAAGAGUAACCUGGAGGAGCAGCUCCGACAGCAGAUCGCUGAUAAAGAGGAGAAGACCAAGAAAGCCUUCAUGGGUGCCAAGCAGAAGAUCAACCAGCUCAAUAGUGCAAAGGAGCAGCUGGCGAAAGAAAAUGAGGAGCUGAAGCAGCAGAGAGAGGAGCUGGAGGUGAGGAUGAGUGCGCUCAAGUCCCAGUAUGAAGGUCGUUUGAGCCGACAGGAGAGAGAGCUGAGGGAACUCCGUGAGCAACAGGAGAGACACGGAGAUCAGAAAGAUGAAGCUCAGGAGCCUGGCCAGAGCAAGGUUCAGGAGGCACAGAGGUCAUCAGAUGCUCGCCAGAUCACUCUCAAACCCACACCUGCUACUGACAGAGGAAGUGCCAGUACAUCUGAGCCGCCCACUGCUAACAUCAAGCCCACACCAGUAGCUGCCGCUCCCAGCAAGCCAUCACCAAUCGCAGGGAGCAAGUCCACCCCUAGGGCAAGCAUCCGUCCAAUGAUAACACCCGCUCCUGUGACCACACCUACUCCCACAGCCACAGUCAUGCCCACCACACAGGUGGAAACGCAGGAAGCUCUCCAGUCCACAGAGGGUCCAAUGGAGCACGUGACUGUCUUCGGCAGCACCAGCGGCUCAGUGCGCUCCACCAGCCCUAACAUACAGACCACACAGCCAAUCCUCAGCCUUCAGCAGAGCCAAGCCACCGCUUUCGUCCAGCCCACUCAGCAGCAGACCACUCAGGAGCCAGCAACAACCAUUAUGGAGGCAGUACAUAGCUCACAGAUGGAGAGGCCGUCCACUUCCACUGCUGUCUUUGGUACAGUGUCGGCAACAGCAGGCUCAUCUGUGCCCAAGCGAGUGCGAGAGGAGGAGCAGGAGAGCUCCACGGAGGUGACCGACACCACACAGGAUGACCCAACACAUCCACCCAUCACUAAGAAGCUCCGCAUCAUAAGAAAAAUGGGCCUGGAGGAUGCUUCCGGCACUGAGGAGAGUAAUGAUGCUAUGGGUGAAGCUCCAGGAGAAGGCCAGCAACCUCCUGAUGCCAGUGAGGAAGCAUAUCCUGUGUUAGGAGAGGGAGAUGAAGAAUCUUUGUCUCAGUCUGUCCCGAUGGAUCAGGUGAGCGAGUCCCAACCCUCCGAGUCUCAAAUCAGCGGACAGGACUCUUCCGAGGAGUAUAAGCAUGACGUCAUCGUCAUAGAGACUGAUAGCGGCACUGAGGAGGAAGAGGAGGAGCAGGAGGAGACCGGACAGUAUGAAGAUGAUGAUGCAGAAGAUGAAGAUGAUGAAGAUGGUGACGGAGGGAUGGCAGAAGCAGCAGAGGAGAGUAAUGAAGGCAGUGGGAGUGCAGAUGCCAAUGAGGCCUGCGAGGGGGAUGAAGCAGAGGGCGAUGGGGCCGCUGAUCCAGGCAUUGACAAUGAAGAGAGUCAAGAAGCAUCUGAUUCAAUCCAGAAGCAAGCAGAUUCUCAGAGCAGUGGUGAAGCUAGUGUCAGCACCCUGGAGGCCUUCCCUGCUGAGCCUGUAAGAGAGCACCAGCCAGUCCCCAGCACCACCACCACUUCCUCUCUGGGUCCACGUCUUCCCCAAUCCCCCCGGAGACCGCAUCACACCCCACCCCCGCGCCUCAACAUCCACCCUGUCCCUGAACUUGGACCCCCCCUCUACUAUUCUGUGCAGAGGCAGUCUGGACAGAGCAGACGGCCCUCGAUGAGUCGUGCACCCCAGCUCACACCUGGAAUUGGAAGCAUGCAACAUUUCUUUGAUGAUGAUGACAGAAUGGUUCCUAGCACUCCCACCCUUGUCGUGCCACACCGCACAGAUGGCUUUGCAGAAGCCAUUCAUUCCCCCCAGGUGGCUGGAGUUCCUCGCUUCCGUUUCGGCCCUCCCGAGGAUAUGAUGCCCCAGGCCAGCUCCUCUCAUUCUGACUUGAGCCAUCUGGCCACACAUGGAGGGUUGGGCAUGUAUGAAAGUCCUCUCUUCCUGCCGGCUCAUGAUGAAGAGUCUGGAGGCAGGAGUGUCCCCACUACCCCUCUACAAGUGGCUGCUCCAGUGACGGUAUUCACAGAGAGCCACCCCUCUGAUGUGUCAGAGACGGCCUCUCAGUCAGUUCCCAUGGUCAGCACGUCCACCGCCAGUUUGAAUGCACCAGGAGAAGCUGUCCCGGGAGACGAUGGAGAUGACGUUUUUGUGGGGGAGGCUGAGAGUGAAGGGACGAGUAGUGAGGCAUGUCUAGAGGGCCAGUCGGAGCUGGAAUCCGCACAGCCGACUGAUGAUGCCAGCCUGCCCUCCACUAGUCAAGAGCCCACGUCCAGCUCUGCAGAUACAAGCACCAGUACUGGUCAGGCCAAGCCUGCAAGCCGUCUCCUUUCUCAACACCAGCUGCCCCGGAGAAACCAGAUCAUCAGGAGAGGUGGUGUUUUGCCUCGUGGAGGUCGGGGUCGAGGACUCAACAGAGGCACUCCCUUCUAAAUCCACCCGCCGUUACAGCGUCUGCCCAGCAGAAACGCUGAUCACAUGCUCGUGAUUGACUCUUCAAAGUACCCAGAAUCAGCC